UUCUAUUCCGUAUUAUUUCUUCUGUUGCAUCCCGCAUCUAGCGUCGUUUUGUGCUCGGAGACGUAUCGAAUCGACCUCGAUCCGCCCCCGCGCGCGCGCGGCUCUCCGCCGGCACCCUGCUCCCGCGGCGGGGAGUCGAUUGGAGCCGGGGCGCGCGCGCGCCGAUGGCGUCGACCGCCGUGCUCAGGGGAUCCCGCCAACCGCCAACCUCGUCGUACGUGUCCAUCCACGGCGGGCGGGGCUUCGGCGUGAAGGGGACCCCCUACCACUCGCGACCCCCUGUGCCGUUCAUGCGUCGUUUCACCGACGCAUCCGCGCCGUGCAGGUAACGGGGCGGUUCUCCGCGCGCGCGCGCGCGCGCGGCCACGGGGCCUAGGAGGACGCCAUCGCUGGCUUCAGAUUGGGCCCCCGAACCCUAUCCGGUUACGAUGGCGAGCGCGUGCAGCGAUCUCAUGUGGGGGUUGAUAUGAGUGCUUAUACUAGGCUGCACACUCUUGGUUGCUUGGUACAGGUGCCAGUCACUCAAGAUGCCAAUGCUUUCGAUCGUCAGUCUGCUGUGGUGCCUCUCAGCAUUGCAAGUGCAAGUACGCUGUCAAAUCAGUUGCCUCCAUUUUCUGCUCAUCCACUCUAUACCUUGGCCAGUCAGAUUGGAAGUGCCAGUACUCUGUCGAAUCAGUUCCCUCCAUUUUCUGCGCAUCCUCUCUAUACCUUGGCCAAUCAGACUGAAGGCACCUUGGCAGAUACUUGCAUUCCAUUUGCAGCCCGGCCUUUGUCUGCCUUCGCCCAUCAGGUGGAAAGAGAGGAGCAGAUAGAUGGGAGUGGGAAAUCUGUCCAGGGGGGGGAGCGAAAGGGAAAUAUGGGUGUGAUUGAUGGUGUACGAACUGAAGCUAAUUGGGAUUGUGAAGGUGUCGUCAGUAUUCCCCCUAAGUCUGACCUUGCUGGAGGGAUAGCACCUAAGGAGGAAAGUGAGAAGGAAAUUGAUGAUAAUGGUGUGGCUACAGAGGGAAACAGACAGGGGACAGAUGGUGACGGCACCCAGCCGGAGGGCGGCAAAGGACCUGAUGGGACUUCUGCAGGCGGCCAUCAGGGUUCAGAGGGCAGCGGGAGCAACGGAGAGCGGGGAAAUUGGGAUGGGUAUGAGAACUACUUAUUGUAUCUACUGGCUGAGCAGCGGAAGGCACAGAGCGCAGAGAGCUGCAAACUUCUUGAGGAUAACCAAAAGCUUCAAGCAAGCUUGGAGUCCUUUCGCUCUGAUACUGAUUUAAAGAUGAUGAAACUUCAGCUAUAUCUGAAGCAUCUUGCGUUGAAGAUUGUGUUGGCUAUGCUCUUCGCUCUCCUGAUGGCUAUGCAGUAUGUGCUGCCGUACACUCCCGAAGGAAAGAUACUGAGGGAGCGCAUAAAGAAGGUGUUGCAGCAAGGGGAGUCUGAGUAAAGACAGCUGUUGCCGACAAGAUGAGUUGGUUCUGGGUCUUGCUAUCAUUUCACAUUUGCUUGAUCCAAGAUGAGUGUUUCUUGAUGUGGCUGUACUUUGGUUGGUACUAUAUUUGGUCUGCUUGUAUGCACUAGACCGUGUUUCUGAACAUGGCAUCUAACUGAGACAUGGCUCUACAGAUAGUAAGUAGUUAAUAAAAUUUCAUAUUGCUCUGCU
Molecule: messenger RNA, 1648 nt
Organism: Lolium perenne
Lineage: Eukaryota; Viridiplantae; Streptophyta; Magnoliopsida; Poales; Poaceae
Source: RefSeq, a predicted model, not a curated record